Molecule: messenger RNA, 971 nt
Organism: Durusdinium trenchii
Lineage: Eukaryota; Dinophyceae; Suessiales; Symbiodiniaceae
Source: the annotation of a GenBank genome assembly
AGGCAUGCAGUGCACACUGCCUUCAUUCGGCUCAAGGCUUACGUAGCUUAUCGCCGACCACAGAAGACUGGGAGGAAAAGCUGAGAUGAAAGCCUUUGCCUGGCAAGGCAAGUCACGAAGGCUUAGUGCUCUCCUGGUGGUUCUGACGUAUGCUGGCCUCGGCUUUCUUGGUACACCAGAGAAGAUCGUGUCGCCCAGCUACUCCUCGUCAGCAGGCAGAUGGGUGGAAGGCUCGGUCAACCACCACCGGGCACCACGUGUGGCGAGGAAUGACGGCGAUGUUGCCAAUCCAGUGAUCAUCCCAACCAUCCUAGCUUCAAUAGCAGGCCUGGGAGUGGGAAUCGCAUUUGCAAGGGCAGUUGAGGUUGCUGGAACAGCUUCCCAGGAGCGUGGGAACGUAAGCGAAAGCCUCAAAGCCCAGCUGAGUGCAGAUGCAGGCAUGGAAGAUGUUGAAGAUGAUGAAUCCUCCAAGCAGAAGGAAUUGCUGGAAAGCAUGAGGAGGGCUCAAGGGAUCAGUGAAGAAGAGGUGACGAAGCUUAAGAAGGCUAAGGUGGAUGAAGAUGAUGGUUGGUAACCAGUUGGCUCGAGAGGUGCGGGCAGUCUCACUUCCAAUAUGUUGAAUGGUGGCAAGGAGCUAGCGCUCACAACGAAGGAUCAGACCCAGCCUGUUGCAGCAAGUAUAGUAUCAGUCAAGUUGAGUCAAGGCUCACAACUUUCUGUAAGAAACUAUCGGUAAAGUCGGUGCUUUUCAAGGGUUUUUGUCCUGGACUGUUUGUUGUGGGUUUGUAUUCUGAUUCACUGCAAUUGGCUGAUGGGCAAUGCCUUUUCGCAAAGCCCUCGCCUUCCAAUUUUCAUCUCGACCUCGAGCACAAAAGGAGCUAGUUUGUCAAACUGCUGGGUAAGCAAGAUUGCCGAUCAUUGCUAGUUCUUCCCGCUUUUCUUCAAGGCACUUGCCGGCAUACACAAGAGCA